Molecule: messenger RNA, 3390 nt
Organism: Closterium sp. Naga37s-1
Lineage: Eukaryota; Viridiplantae; Streptophyta; Zygnematophyceae; Desmidiales; Closteriaceae
Source: the annotation of a GenBank genome assembly
AUGUACGGCUCGGCUGCUUGUCACUCGCUCGACCCCGUGGCGGCAGCGCCACCGUCGAAGCCGCUGCACCACCAAAUAGUUCACGAAACUGCCGGUCCGUUUGAACCACAGCGGCCGCUACCAACCUCCUACCACACGCCGUUGGAUACAGCGGACUAUCGCGUACAGUCAACCAUGUGCCCCUCGGUACAGCCUCCCCAUCCGAUAGUUAGCUCCUCUCCGCUUCCCCCGCUUCCGCCGUUCUCCCCGCAGCCGCACAUCACGCCCCCCACUCCGCCGCAACCCCCGCGCCCAUACUGCUUCGCGCAGACGCCGUCCCCCGCCCCGCGCCUUGGCUCGCCCGCGCACCCGUUCCUCCCCCAGAGCGCCCUCCAUUUCCAAAGCGCGUUGCUCCCACAGAACGCGCUACUCUCGCGCUUCUCCCCCGCACCCCCGCCGCCCGCCAGCCCGCAGCCGUUCCACACGCAGCUAGGCUCGACUCAGCGGUCGCCGCAGCUAUCCCACUCCGCGCUCGGCUCGGCGCAAGAAUCGCCGCAGCUGUUCUGCGCGGCUUCCGAAUCGGCCCCGCAGUCGCCGCAGCCAUUUCUCGUGGCGGGGCGGGUCCAGCAGGCCCUUCAGCAGAUGAUUGGCGGCGACAGCCCAGCCGUCACUCCCCAACUUGCGCCGCAGGGUGCGCCGACCGCAGGCCUCGCGGGGGCCAUGACUCCAGUGCUGCUGCCGGCUUCUGCCAUCGGCGGAAACACAGGCGCAGCUGCUGGCGCAACUGUUGGCGGGCGGUUCGGCGGAAGGAGGAGCCCGAAGAAGGCGCGGAGGGAGGAGCAGGCGGAGGCGCAAGGGCAGCGAAAGCGCAAGGCGAAGGCGCCGGGAAGCCAACCGCCACCUCCCCCGACAGCGGCGGAUGGUUCCCCAGUGCCCGCGUACCGCGGGGUGCGCUACCGCCCAUGGGGGAGAUGGGCGGCGGAAAUCCGGGAUGCGGGGGGAAAGGGGCGCGUGUGGCUGGGGACGUUCGACUCCCCGGAAGCGGCGGCGCGCGCGUACGACGCGGCUGCGCGGGAGAUACGAGGCGCCAAAGCGCUGCUGAACUUCCCUGAUGACGUGGACGAACCGAAAGCGGACACGUGUCAGGGUCCGGCGGAGGCUGGGGAAGCGGAGGAGGGAGCGGAGGCGGAAGGGGAGGCGGAGGAUGAGUCGAUGGCGGAGAGGGAGGAGGAGAAGGCUGGGAGCGGCGGAGAGGAGGGUGACAGCGAGGGGGAGGCGGAAGGAGCGAGGGCGCUGAAGCGACUGAAGAGGAGCCAGGAAGCAGCGGAGCAGGAGACAGCUCAGCACGCAGCGCAGAACACAGCGCAACCCACAGCACAGCCCAAAGCUCAAGACGGACCGCACGAGCUCAAUGGCGGGCGAGCCGCUGUCGACUUGCUGUGCUGCGAGCCGCCGCUUGUGCCCACGGAACCACGCGCUGCGACGUCAGCACUGCCGGCUCCGCCAGCUGAUUCAGCUGUAGCGGUCGGAACCGACGGUGCAGAUGCCGCUACAGCUGCUACAUCAACGGCCAUGAUUGGAAAUUAUACGGUAACAGCUAUACGCGCGGAGGAGCAGGUCCCAGGGAUCGCAGCUCUGCCCACCACCCCUGCUGCUGCUACAGCUGCUACAGCUGGCGCUACAGCCGCAGGGGUUGUGGCCAGAGGUGCACCUUUGCAUGGGGCCGCAUCCGUACCCGCUACAAACACAUGCGUUGGAGUCACACAGGACGGUAAAACGCACUUUGCAGUCAAAACACCUGCUUCGUUCUACUCGUCGGCACCAGGGUCUACACCCGAGGCUCUUGUUGCGUCCAACAUCGGCGCUGGUGUUGCGUUUGGGGUAGCAAGUGUUGGAAGGACACCAGCGCAUUUUCAGCCAAGUUCCCAAGGUGCUUCUGAUGCUGCUGGCGCUCCUGGUGCUGGUGCUGGUGAUGGUGGUGCUCCAGACAUGGGCUGCGGCGGCUGCCCGAGCAGUGCUGCUUGCGCCAUUCUCGGCAGUGAGCCGGUCGUUGCUGCCAGGCAGAUGAACGCUUCGCAGCAGAUGAGGCAGGUGCAACAGAUGCAACAGAUGGAACAGAUGGAACAAACGCCACGGAUGCAGCUCCAGGAGACAGUAGCACAGCAGCAGCAGCCUUUGCUGCUGCCACCGAUGCUGCUGCAGGUGCCACCAAAGCAGCAGCAGCCACAUGUGCUUGAGCAGCAGUCCCCCCUUUACCAGCAGCAGCAGCAGCAGCAGCAGCAGCAGCAACCAAACCUGCUACAGCAGGCUCAGUGUUACCAGCAACAGCCAUCACAUGGGGUGCAAGGGUGGCGAGCUGGGGAGCACACCUUUGAUGCUCCGGGUGACACCUACGGUAACACGGACGGCAGAGGCAGCACAAGCUGCCUUGCCCCACCUGUCAUCGCUGUCAAUACGUUCGAAUCACAUGUCAGCUACACAGCGGCGAGUGGCGAUAUACCAGCUCAUCAAGACGUUGUGCCAGGUCAGCAGGGGGGCUUUUCAGAUCGGCAGGGUGAUAUUUCAAAAGAGCAGGGAGUGUUUCCAGCAGCAGGGAGCGGAGGGCGCGCUGUGGAGCUACCAGACAUGUUCUGCGACCUCGUGCAAGGAGUGAACAUGCAGCAGCGAUUCAACAUGCAAGCUGCUGCCCCUCUGCCUGCCAAUUCCCCUACCCCACUGGCUGUAUUUCCAGCUGCACCGGCAUGCAUGGAUGCGUACACAGCACUCCCAGUCGCUGAUGAUGACGCGUUUGAUGCCGUCGCUGCCUUUUUCGGUCCCGAUGUCUCCCCUCCUCCUCCUGUCGCCUUUUCGGCCUUUCAGCACGACAACCUUGCAGCUGCUGCUUCGGCUGCCGGCCGCAUGGGUGCUGCCCGGUUAGGUGCUGCCUUCAGUGGUGCUGGCAGCCGGAGCAUCACUGCCAGCCGCAGCAGGAGUAUGAGCAUGAGCAGUGCAGUGAGCUGGAUUGCUGCUGAGCUGGAGAGUGCUUUGGAUAUGCAGGAGACGGUGGGGGAUCUGUGGGGGGAGGAGGGGGUGGAUGACAGCACAGGCAUCUGGAGCAGCAGCGUGGGAGGGGUGGCAGGCGAGGGAGGGGAGGGAGGAGGGGAAGGGAGCUUGGGUAUGGGGGGAAUGGAUAUGGGAAUGGGUGGAGUAGGGUAUGGAGGGGUUGGGAGGAGGGAGAGUGACAUGGGGUCGACGUUCCAAGUGGUGCGGAGGGAGAGUGACGUUGCGGCAUCAUUCCUUGUCAGUGCCAGGGGGGAGGUGAGGCAACAGGGGAUUCAGGAGGAGAUUCAGGGUGAUGCUGCUACUGAUGGGGGUGAUGCAGCACUGGAGGUAAUCGCCAGAGUGGAGAUCCCCGUGGAGGGGCAUAUUUGA